CCUGGGUCCAUUCUCUCUCUAAUCUCCCACCUGCCUGCCAUGCUGGGCCUCAAUGUCACCCCCUUCCAGCCGGCCACAUUCCAGCUGACAGGCAUUCCUGGGGCACAGAGAGACCUCAUCUGGAUCGCUCUGAUUUUCUGCAUCCUCUACCUGAUCUCCAUCACAGGCAACCUCACCAUCCUCGCUCUGGUGCUACAGGAACCUGCUCUGCACCAGCCCAUGUACUACUUCCUCUCCAUGCUUUCCCUCAAUGACCUGGGCGUGUCCCUCUCUACACUCCCCACUGUGCUGGCCACCUUCUGCUUCAACCACCACCAAAUUAGCUUCAAUGGCUGCUUGGUCCAGAUGUUCUUUAUUCAUACUUUCUCUUUCAUGGAAUCAGGCAUACUGCUAGCCAUGAGCUUUGAUCGCUUUGUGGCUAUCUGUAACCCACUACACUAUGCCACGGUGCUCACCAACCCUCGCAUCUUGGCUAUGGGACUGGGCAUUCUCACCAAGAGUUUCACCACUCUGUUCCCUUUUCCCUUUCUGGUGAAAAGGCUGCCCUUCUGUAAAGGCAAUGUUUUGCAUCACUCCUACUGCCUCCAUCCAGAUCUCAUGAAAGUGGCAUGUGGAGACAUCCAUGUCAACAAUAUCUAUGGACUCUUUGUGGUAAUUUUCACCUAUGGUGUGGACUCAACUUUCAUCCUGCUUUCCUAUGCAUUGAUCUUGAGAGCUGUGCUGGCCAUUGCGUCCAGGAAGCAGCGGCUCAAAGCCCUUAACACAUGUAUGUCACACAUCUGUGCAGUGCUGGCCUUUUAUGUGCCUAUUAUUGCUGUCUCCAUGAUCCACCGCUUCUGGAAAAGUGCCCCACCUACUGUUCACGUCAUGAUGUCCAAUGUCUACCUCUUUGUACCCCCCAUGCUCAACCCCAUCAUCUACAGUGUGAAGACCAAGGAGAUCCGCAGAGGGAUUCUCAAGAUUUUCUGUAAAUCCCAGGCCUGA
Nycticebus coucang (slow loris) is the source of this 984-nucleotide messenger RNA. Its product is annotated as olfactory receptor 51I1. Gene Ontology annotation, cellular component: membrane. The record is from RefSeq and is a predicted model, not a curated record. Gene Ontology annotation, molecular function: G protein-coupled receptor activity; olfactory receptor activity. The coding region runs from base 40 to 984 and encodes 314 amino acids. NCBI's taxonomy places the organism in Eukaryota, Metazoa, Chordata, Mammalia, Primates, Lorisidae. The transcript has a single exon. Gene Ontology annotation, biological process: G protein-coupled receptor signaling pathway.